This is a messenger RNA of Bactrocera latifrons, 3311 nucleotides long. Its product is annotated as C-mannosyltransferase dpy-19 homolog. The transcript has 9 exons. Bases 188 to 2806 code for a protein of 872 amino acids. The record is from RefSeq and is a predicted model, not a curated record. Gene Ontology annotation, cellular component: nuclear inner membrane. Lineage: Eukaryota; Metazoa; Arthropoda; Insecta; Diptera; Tephritidae. Gene Ontology annotation, molecular function: mannosyltransferase activity.
AAUAUGCAAGAAUAGAAAAUUUAUUUAGCCGGAUAAGGAAUAUCUUAAUUUUUCUUUUAUAUUAAAUUUAAACGUAAAUUGACAGGCGAUUGUGCAAAAAUUGUCUCUUUAAAUAAUAAAUGAAACCCAUAAUGAUUUGGGACUGAAGUUUUAAGUCCAAUUAGUGUGUUAUCAAAUAGUAAUAAUAAUGAAAGAACAAAAAUUGUUACUUAUCCUUUCGAAGUCGUUAAUUGGUACCGGCUUUUUCUUUUUGUAUGUUCAACAUGUGCGUUCAAUAUUUGAGUCCCGCACCAAUAUUGCAUAUUUAACACAAUUAGAACGGGAGUCUUUGUUGCGGCGGGAGGACUCGCUUUAUUAUUCAUUUUAUAAGACACUUACAGAGGAAGCAGACUUUUGGAGUGGUUACCAUAAAUUAACCAAUUUAACUGGCAUCGAGCAUCCACAAAAUGUGAACGUAAUACAAAGGUUCCAUGUGUUACCAGAAUUGGCAAUAGGAUAUCUCUACCAUUUGCUAAGGCGAUAUGCUUUCACAGAAAAUUUUCCAAUAUUUAGUUGUUGGCGGAGCAACGAUGUUCGUUUGCCUUUGGAGCAUCGUCAUUGUGAUGGCAUUGGACAGCCCAUGCAGUUUUACUUGGAAUGCGUAUGGCUUCUUGGUGGGGUCACUGUACUAGUUAUUUAUAUAUAUGGAACAUUACUGAGUGAAAAUAUAUUUGGUGGCAUUUACGCAGUGGUUUCCUAUGUUAUGUUCCAUAGUUUUGCUUCCAAGAUCUACGAAUCCCCUAUGGCACGUGAAAAUUUUGCUUUUCCAAUUAUUUUCAUGCAAAUGUUUUACCUUUGCUUGUGUAUUGAUCGCAUUACGGAACGCAAAGCAUAUCACAAGCGGCUUUUUAUAACGAUGAAAUUGACGCUGCUGACAGCACUUGCUCUUCUCUGUUGGCAAUUUUCUUCUGUUAUUUUUGCAACGCAGGUCCUUAUUAUGAUGGCACCUUGGACGCCAAGUUUAAUAUCUGAGGUGGUUUCUAGUACUUUUACAAUUGAUUAUGCGAUCUCGCAACUUAUUGCCACAUCACUAGCCUACUACUGUUCUUUUAGCAACAAGAAAUAUAUUUUCGCCUGGCAUAUUGGUCCAGCAAUUGGACUUCUAUUUGUCAGUAUAGAGCGGCAAGUCAAACCUCAAACUCCUAAUAGUGGCAUUUCGUUCAAAACCAUGUGGGCGGGGUUAUUAGUGGCCAUUAGUGUACAAGGAACUUUAUAUGAUAUGUUGGAGAGAACAGAAUUCGCACGUUCAAUUGACAACGGGUUCGCCCUAUAUCGUGAUUUAAUAGUGCAAUGGAGCUUCCAGGCAAAAGUGAGUUUCUCUACCAGCAUUGCGGCCUGCAAUCCAGSUUAUCAGAAUUUGAAUAUUGACCAUUUGUGGGAGCUCAUAAAGACUCUAAUUGUGAAACCCUAUUGUAUGUACGGUGUCGUGAUGUUGGCAAAGUUUUUUCGCAAGUGGCGUAAGGGUAAUGAAAAAAAAAAUCCCAGCAAAGAUAAUGUGGAACGAGCCAAAAAAUAUGUGCUCGAAGAUUUUUUGGAAGAAAACCACAUAUCAAUGGGCGAUAUGUCAAAUAAAGAGACGGAGAACGAUUUAAAUGAAUGUCUUAAGUUACUGGAAGAUUGUAACUAUGACUACAAUCGCUAUAAACAGGAGAAAACUAAGUCGAAGAAUAAUAAAGUCAUUGAACACGAAGAGUUUAUGAAUAACAUAAAAUUAUUAAAAGAGCAGAUUAAAGAAGGUACUCGAAAUAUUUCUAAAAUUAACCAUUCUGAGACUUCAGGAGAGCAACACGAAGAAUGUACUCAUGGAAAUGUAAAACCGUCCAUAAGUGAGAAUAAAGCAACAAUAAACAGUGAUUCGAUCCCAGCAGCACCAAACGUUGAAAUAAACGAUUCUGGGAAUGAUACGAAUARCGGCAGUUUUACUGAUAGUAGUGGUAUAAAAAGUAGUGAUGGUAAUAAAAACACACGACGUACACGGCAGAAAAGCUCGGACUGCGAAGCUUCUAAAGYUGACUAUCAUAGCGAUAUUACAGGUUUCCACUAUGUCUACAGCUUUGUACAAAUGGCAGUUUUUACCGCCUUAGGGCUUUGUAUAAAAAAGUUAUUCUUCCUUUGUUUCACUCAAGGCUGUGUUAUUGCGCCGACAAUAUGUUCUAAGUUUUGGUAUCACAAACAACGCAAUAUAUUUUGGGCAGUAUCAUUGGCGGUUUUUUUAACCAGCAUGGUUAAUCCCGGUUUAGUUAAUAUACGUGAAGAAUACUUUCCUACACGCUCAGGACAUGCUAGUGAUGAUUUGGAUAGCAUGUUGGAAUGGAUCAAAAUUAAUACUGAGCGCGACGCUGUUUUUGCAGGUCCAGUAGAAAUUAUUGGCACGGUGCAUUUAGUUACUAGACGACCGAUUGUAAACCAUGCUCACUUGGAAAUACGUCACAUCCAUGAACGCACGGAACAUGUCUACUCAGUGUUCAGCCGUCAACAGUCAUCAGAUAUUUACAAUCAAUACUCACAACUUAAAGUGCAAUAUUUAAUUAUAUCGCUUCAGGACUGCAGCAAUGAAAUUCGUGAUGAAUGUGACCUACUAUCGAUUUGGGAUGAUCUGCAGCCGUCGAAUCGCAAAUAUCCGCAAUUUUGUUCGGAAUUGGCAAACAAGAAUAUACCCAGCUUCUUGAAAGUAUUCUCUAAUGAUUAUUACGGUAUUAUUAAGAUGUUUUCGCAGAGUGUACAAAUUAAUUUGAAGCUUAGUAAGAUGCCCGAAAAAAAAAUGUAGCCAAGUAGCCAAACUUGCUUCGAUUGUAAGUGAAGCAAUGGUAGGAAAAGUGGCCAAGAAUUUAAAAUGUCAAUUACGUUAUUUUAUUUAUAUACCAAGUUUCAUGUUACGUUCAUAUUUUAUAUAUAUUGUAAUUUUGACAAGAGACACUUUAAGCCUCGAUAUAUUACGAUUGAACAUCGAUUUCGCUGUAUUUAAUAGUUGUGGUUAAAUGAAAAUAAUUUUUAAGAAAUACAAACUACUUAUGUAGUAGAUGUCCUAAUGUACAUUCAUACAUACAUACAUAUGUGAAUAUGAAAAGUGUAGAAAGCUACACAAAAAAAAGAUAUAAAUAUUGAAGUUUGUUCAAAGGGAAAUCUUUUUUUCUUAAAAGUUUUGAAUCGUAAUUUAUUGCUCUAUAACACCGAAUGCCGAGUUUACUGAAUUUUAUAUAGACUGCUCUCUUGCAUUCCAUUUCUGGCUUAUUUGUAUUACCUGCAUUAAAAAAAACUAGAAUGAAAAAAAA